CUCGCCCCACAGCCCAUCAGAAUGACAAUAGUAUUGAUGUAAAAUGUGUCGCCUUUGGGCCGCUCAAGCAUACAACCCCUGCAUGCCUGGCCCAGCCACCGCCACAGUUUAUGGCUUUAUUGUGUCCCCUUUUAUGUCCUCCCCUGUUGGGGUGGGCGGACAACAAUUUAGAAAAUUCACUGUAUAUGAGCGGAGAUUAUGCGUGUGUUGACGUGCGCGUCCUUGCGCACGGUAUGCACGUAUAUCCGGAUCAAUUAGUCAGGGCACAACCCCUAAAAAAUCAAUGUGUCAACAUGGACGUCAGCUUCGGCGGAGACGCCGGUCCCUCCAGCCGCUCUGGGGAAUCUUUUUCACUGAUCACACAUGAAACAAGUUGAGUAACAACUCUACCUUUUUUCAUGUGUCCCUCCCCAUACCUCCCUCUCUCAUUUCCCUCCCUCCCUCUUUCCUUUCUUUUCCACAUUACCAGGGGGUGGCGUGUGAUUGACAGAUGGGAACGAAUAAUAAUUUUUUUUUCGUAACCUAAGGCCAUCUUCUGUGAUUGGCUUGCCAGCUGACAUCUCCAAACCUCAUUCCCCCCGCCUCUCCUCUCCCCCCCCCCCUUUAAUAUUGGGCCUGUGGAUGAGGCAUCCUGAGGGAGAAAAAAGUAGAGAGAGAGAGAAAAAGAUAUCUACCUUAGGGAAGAACCUCAGAGAGAGGGAGGGAAGGAGAGGACGGGUAGGAGCGUGUGUGCAUGUGUGUAAGAGACACUUAUUCUCUUAACUACUAGGAGACAGACACACUUUCCUGGCCCGACUCAAAGAAGGGGGGAAAACAGGAGGAAGAUUUUUUUUUUUUCUCAAUAUCAUUUUAAUCUUCCCCCUCAUUCAACAAUCAAGCUGCCCUAAAGCUCCUGGAAAACUCUUCUUCACUGCCUGCUGGAAGUUCUAUGUAUUGAUCCAUUUACCCUCUCACACACUACAAGGCUUACCUCAUGGAUUUGUAUCUGAUUGGAUAUUUGAUGUGUGUGUGGUUGUCCAGCUCACGGGUGCUUGGAGGCUAUCCCAUCUGGUGGUCCCUGGCCCUCGGGCAGCAGUACUCGUCUCUGGGCUCCCAACCCAUCCUGUGUGGCUCCAUCCCCGGCCUGGUGCCCAAGCAGCUGCGCUUCUGUCGCAACUACAUAGAGAUCAUGCCCAGCGUCGCAGAGGGGGUCAAGCUGGGGAUCCAGGAGUGCCAGCACCAGUUUAGGGGCCGCCGGUGGAACUGUACCACCAUCAAGGACAACCUGGCCAUCUUUGGCCCUGUGCUAGAUAAAGCAACCAGAGAGUCGGCGUUCGUCCACGCUAUAGCUUCAGCAGGUGUGGCGUUCGCAGUGACGCGCUCCUGCGCCGAGGGCACGUCCACCAUGUGCGGCUGCGACUCCCACCACAAGGGGCCGCCCGGGGAGGGCUGGAAGUGGGGCGGCUGCAGCGAGGACGCAGAGUUCGGGGUGCUGGUGUCCAGGGAGUUCGCCGACGCCAGAGAGAACCGCCCGGACGCUCGCUCGGCGAUGAACCGACACAACAACGAAGCAGGACGCACGACCAUCCUCGACCACAUGCACCUGCGCUGUAAGUGUCACGGCCUGUCCGGAAGCUGCGAGGUGAAGACGUGCUGGUGGGCGCAGCCCGACUUCCGCAUGCUGGGCGACUACCUGAAGGACAAGUACGACAGCGCCUCCGAGAUGGUGGUGGAGAAGCACCGCGAGUCGCGGGGCUGGGUGGAGACGCUGCGGGUCAAGUACAACUUCUUCAAGCACCCCACCGAGCGCGACCUGGUCUACUACGAGGGCUCGCCCAACUUCUGCGAGCCAAACCCGGAGACCGGCUCCUUCGGGACGCGCGACCGAGCCUGCAACGUGUCGUCGCACGGCAUCGAGGGCUGCGACCUGCUGUGCUGCGGCCGCGGCCACAACACCCGGACUGAGAAACGCAAAGAGAAGUGCCACUGCAUCUUCCACUGGUGCUGCUACGUCAGCUGUCAGGAGUGCGUGCGCGUCUACGACGUCCACACGUGCAAGUGAGAGGGCGCUUUCAGACAAAAACUGACUGCUGGACAACAAAAAGUGCUGCCUGCCCUUCAGCUCCCCAACCUCCUGCACGACCUCCCUGCUCCCUCCAGACAGACUCUGCAUCAGACACAUAUUCAUCAGCACACACACUCAGGCCCUAAUGGGUAAUGGCACAUCAGCUAUGGAUACUUCUAUACCUUCUUUUUUUUUUUUGUAAAAAUCUUCCAAACCACUACGCCCAUCUCCAUAAUAUCUGACGCCCUGUGUUGACCUCUAGUCUGAGGUCUAGUCCGCUCUCAUGGGAAGAGUUGUGCCACUAUUCCCUGCAGCAUCUCCCUCCCCCUUCGUCUUUAUUUAUUUCCCCUCCAUGCCAGCACAAUGUUUGUGGCAUGUACAGUAACACUUUUUACCUGUGAGAUUAAUGCAGUAAAACAACUUUCAGACUCUCUUUGCUUUUGAAUAAAAAAGCUAACUAACACCUCACUUCUCCGGCCAGUCUGGCCUUUUGUUUUUAAACUAAACCAACCUCUACGCCGUCACUUAUUACGUGACACUGAACACGUCGGCAGCCCCCGGGGAAAACCAUCACUUUGUAACUACUGAACUGAACAGGUUGGAAGUGCCACAGUCCUGUCUUUUGUAAACUACUGAGCUGAUGAAAUCCUCAGUGUUGCUCCUCUCCCUGCUGACUGACUCUACCGCACCAGGAUAAGAUAUAUGCUACCGUCUUGAUUUUAUAGCCCUGCAUUUCUGACAUAUUACCCAUCGGGCUGGGAAUUGGAGGUAUGCAGCAUGUGUGUGAACAAGCAUGCUCAUUCCACUAACCUACACAUGUAUAUGUAUGCACUAUUCAGUUCCACUCCAGGUGGUAGAGAUUUGAGCGUUUGUUUACGCGAGCAAACUUCUCCGUCAUCGCGAGCUAGCGGUUCUCAUGAAUGGACGACUUUGUUCCCGCGUCCGGGCAACCUGCAAAUUGCUCAUAAUUUCCAACACAACACAACACAGUCGUACAUUAUUCAAUCUAAAAGGAGCGAUGCGGUGAAAACACACCGCCGUUCAAAUUAUAUGAGUGAGUAGAUCAUUUUUGUGGCAUUUAUAAACGUGAGUCAAGCUUCAGCAUGCUUAAAUAUUAAUUCCGGUCUUAUGAGCAAACUGGGAGAUCUUUUUAUCUAAGGUUCAUCUUAGAGGCUUUUGUCAAAACUUUUUAUCACUGUAAAAAAUAAAAAAAGGGGGACGUGUGACGACAUGUGGAGACCAGAGAAGGUUCUGAUUGGCUUUCACCUCCUCCCUUCCUUCCUUCCCUUCUUCCUUCUCUCCAUGUUUCCCCUCAGUUGAGGUUUCUAAGAAGCCUGAUUUAUGAACUUGUACUCUUGUCAGUACACCCCAAGAAAAUACUCCUGCCUCGCGGUUUUGGUUGCGGAGAUAUUGGAAGAACAAUACUGUAAUUUACUCACAAUAUUUUUGUUUUUCAGAGGACGACAUGGAUGUCGGCCCGUUUUUUUUAUAACAAAAGGAAAUUAUUUUCCGAUCAUUGAGGUUGUGAUUUGUUUUUGGGUGGACAGAGACGACUCCCAGUUCAUGUAGAUUCUGAGAAGAAGAAGAAGAAGAAGAAGGUUGGGAAACAUCAUCAGGAGCUGGAUGAUUUAUGUGUGCAAGAUGUGGAUGACGGCUGCCAGUGACAAACAGAAGUGAACGGAAAAAACGGACGGAUGGACGGAUUCACAUUGGUGGAACAAACCGAGAGAGGUUUCCACAGAACAUGUUCUGACAGUCCCACCUGCUUCCUAUUAAUUAUAUUUCAAAACAAAACAAAAAUACCCAGUAGUGUGUAGGCCGUCCUCUCUUUUGUGACAUAGCUUAGCUCAUUUUGUGUCAUCUUCUACGCAGCCCUCCCUACCUGGGCCUACCUUUCUGUGUUCAGUCCCCUCCACUUCUCCCGCUAUAUCCAAAGUUUUGUACAAAUGUUUUAAAGUGAAUAAUUCCCUUUUUAUUUUAUAAUCGUAAAUGUUAUGUUUUUAUAAAUAUUAUUUAUUAUACAAUGUAUAUAUCUGUAUGACUGAACUAAGAUUAUAUAUUUGAAGAACAAAACUGUCUCGUGCUUUUUUGCUUUAUAGCCAGAGGUACACACACUAACAUUAACCCUCUGAGACCCACAAUAGAGACGUUUUUGUCUGUUUUAGGGGGGUACAGGGGGUCUUUAGGGGGAGAUAGCAGGUCAACAGUAGAUGUCACAUAGAAGUGGUGUAC
Molecule: messenger RNA, 4276 nt
Organism: Sebastes umbrosus (honeycomb rockfish)
Lineage: Eukaryota; Metazoa; Chordata; Actinopteri; Perciformes; Sebastidae
Gene: wnt3
Product: wingless-type MMTV integration site family, member 3
Exons: 4
Coding region: 974-2041 (355 amino acids)
Biological process (GO): canonical Wnt signaling pathway; neuron differentiation; cell fate commitment
Cellular component (GO): extracellular region
Molecular function (GO): frizzled binding; cytokine activity
Source: RefSeq, a predicted model, not a curated record